Molecule: messenger RNA, 861 nt
Organism: Rangifer tarandus platyrhynchus (Svalbard reindeer)
Lineage: Eukaryota; Metazoa; Chordata; Mammalia; Artiodactyla; Cervidae
Source: the annotation of a GenBank genome assembly
AUGUUUUCAGCGGUUUCACUGGUGCUUUCGAGGUCUGAUGGCUGGUGGAAGAAGGACGGAAGUGAGAGAUACGCUGGUUCUUACGGUAUACUCCCUUCGCCCCGAAGAGUAAAGCGGAACCGGCCGGCACCUCCGUCAGUGCGCAUUCCGCAGCUUUCGGAGGCGGCCUUCAGCGCUGGUUCUUUUCCUGUUUUUCCGCACUGUUUCGCUGAUGAGGCCACACCUACAGUAAAACAGUUCUUAUCUAGACUGGCCUGUAGAUCGAAGCAGUUUUUGCACGAAUUCCUUGUUGUCCGGCUCCGCCUGCGCACCCGUCCCUACACCAAGGAUGUUCCUACACGAGUAAAAAAUGUACAAAGAAGCCGGCCAGGCAGCUUUUCCAAGUCGCUGGCGCGGCUCUCGCUCGUGUUGUGCGCGCGUUCGUUCAUUGCCAAUGAGAGGCGGACAACUACCGUUGUACCGAUCGAAACCAUGGCGACCGACGUCGGCGAGAUGCCGCAGCGCCCCACCCGGAGGACGCACCUGAUUGACACGGUGUUUCCCGCCGUCAGUGCUGCUUCGCUGGCAGCCGGCGCGAACCAUGUGUACUCCACCAAUGCUGUCGGCACGUCGGCUUCACACACACUGCAGACGCGUACGGUACAGGAAAAGCGGAAGCGCGGCGUUCUUCUGUGUCGCCUCACCUCGUUCACGCGGCGCCGGGCGCCGCACGGGCGAGUCUUUGCAUCAUUUUCAAGCAUUCGUCACAAAAAUCCCCCAGUGCAGUCAGUUGACAGCAUUAUUCUGCCCCACAACAACGUUGUUGACGCCGACCACAUCGCUGGGUCGCGAACGAACUGGUGCACGCCUACAUGCACAUAG